AUGGACGCCACCUUCCUCGUGAACAACUACACGGCGCCGGCGCUGGCGGCUGCGUACCAGGACAGAGAGUACACGCUCUGGCUGUGCGCCGAGCUGCUGAGCGAGGGCAAGCUGGACGAACUGGAGGCGGUGCUGAAGCCAUACCACGACUUUGCUCAGCACGACAUGAACGCACAGAGGAGUACGCCCCUUGCAAAGGCGUUCGGCCAGCGCCACCUCGAGCGCAUCCGCAAGCGGUUAAGCCGCCUGCCCCGACAGAUCACCAAGGCCUACUCAGCGCGCGCGGCCGUGGUCAUCCCGCUGUGCACGUUCGAGGGCGAGCCGUCCGUGCUCUUCACAUUGCGCUCGCUCACCGUCGGCAAGCACAAGGGCGAGGUCUGCUUCCCCGGAGGCAUGGUCGACCCCACCGACUCUUGCAUUGAAGGCACGUGUCUGCGCGAGAUGAACGAGGAGGUGGGGCUGGCGCCUCAGGGCGUGGAUGUGCUGGGCGUGCUGCGCUGCGACUGGUCCAGCGUCACGUCGAUCACGGGCAUUGCCGUCACGCCGGUCGUGGGCUUCAUCGGCGAGAUGAGCGACCAGACCGUCGCCAUCAACGAGCAGGAGGUGGAGUCGCUCUUCACAGUGCCGCUACGCGACCUCAUGAACCAGGACAACUGGGUUCGCCACAGCAACGCCACUCCGGUCUUCACGGGCGGCCCGCACGUGAUCUGGGGGCUCACAGCUUAUCUGCUGGACAUCUGCCUGUCCGAAGUGCUGAAGAUCAGCGACUAA
This is a messenger RNA of Phytophthora sojae, 771 nucleotides long. RefSeq lists its product as hypothetical. Gene Ontology annotation, molecular function: coenzyme A diphosphatase activity. Lineage: Eukaryota; Oomycota; Peronosporomycetes; Peronosporales; Peronosporaceae. The record is from RefSeq and is a predicted model, not a curated record. The transcript is spliced from 2 exons. Bases 1 to 771 code for a protein of 256 amino acids.